Cyphellophora attinorum is the source of this 3732-nucleotide messenger RNA. Its product is annotated as Linear gramicidin synthase subunit D. The transcript has 4 exons. Gene Ontology annotation, molecular function: phosphopantetheine binding. The record is from RefSeq and is a predicted model, not a curated record. Lineage: Eukaryota; Fungi; Ascomycota; Eurotiomycetes; Chaetothyriales; Cyphellophoraceae. Bases 1 to 3732 code for a protein of 1243 amino acids.
AUGCCAGUACUUGAUACACGAUUAGACCUGCCCACACUAUUUUCAAAACAGGUCUCUGCGACUCCGGACGCUUCUGCGUUAGAGGAUGAGAAUGUCGCAUACACAUAUGCCGAGCUCGAUGCGAAAGUCGACGCCUUGACACAACGACUGCGAGGGUACGGAGUUGGCCGAGACAGUCUCGUUGGUGUGCUGUUGGGUCGAAGUGCCGACUAUGUCAUUGCUUGUCUUGCCAUCCUCCGCGCAGGAGGAGCAUUCCUUGUCUUGGAGUUGGCGUACCCACCGGAUCUGCUGUCAGAUGUGCUUGAGGAUGCGGCUCCAGUAGUCGUUAUCACACAGACUGCAGAAGUUGGGAAGAUCAAGGAAGGGACGCCAACAAUCAUCAUUGACGACAAGACCAACGAUACAAAUGGCUCGACUUUUGAGCUUCCACCUCUGCCAUCAGAAACAGAUCUGGACCGAUUGUGUUUCGUUGCAUAUUCUUCUGGCACGACGGGCAAGCCCAAAGGGAUCGCAAAUCCCCACAGAGCUGCUGUUCUUUCCUACGAUCUAAGAUUCGGUGUCAGCGAUCAGAAGCCCGGUGAUCGAGUCGCCUGCAACGUGUUCUUUGUAUGGGAAAUCCUCAGGCCAUUACUUCGUGGUGCUACCGUUGUCACUGUGCCUGACGAGACCAGCUAUGAUCCAAACUUGCUUGUGGAUCUGCUCGCAUCAAAGAAGAUCACAGAGACUUUGAUGACACCAACGCUCCUGGCUGCUGUUCUUUCGAGACAUCCCCAGAUAGGCAAACGACUUCCUGAUCUACGAACAUUACUGUUGAACGGCGAGGUGGUUACCACUGAUCUCGCCCGACGUGCACUGAAGGCUCUACCUCAAACACGCUUGCUGAACGUGUACAGCGCAUGCGAGACACACGAGGUUGCAACGGGCGACGUUAAAGAGAUGCUAGGCGAAUUGAACGACGAUGCUGUCUAUUGUCCGGUCGGACCCCUACUAGUCCCAAAGCGUACGUAUGUGCUGGAUGAUAGUGGACAGCGUGUUGAGAAGGGAGAAAGCGGCGAGCUAUUCGUGGGUGGAAAGCUACUUGCCCGAGGCUACAUCAAUCGUCCUGAGACUACAGCACGAGCCUUCAUCCCAAAUCCAUUCGACUCGUCGCCGGGUGCAGUAAUGUACAGAACCGGCGACCUGGCUCGAAUCCUGCCUUCUGGUCUCCUCGAGAUCACUGGCCGUGUCGGUGCGAUGAUCAAGCUUCGCGGCUACUCUGUCGUACCCGGCAAAGUUGAGAACGCAAUCGUCAAGAACCUAGCUGUAAAGGCAUGCGCGGUGGUUGCUCAUGGCGAAGGCUUGGAUCGACAGCUUGUUGCCUACGUAGCACCCGAAAAGGAUGCAUCAGAUCGACCGACUGUCGAGAUCAAUGAUUCUGGCCACAGCCCGGGAGCUCGGAGUGUACUCAAACCAUUUCUCGCGCAGUAUAUGAUCCCAGCGCUGUGGGUGCAGGUCGACGGUUUGCCCACCCACGAGGUCUCCGGCAAGGUCGACCUGAAGCGACUUCCGCCUCCACCUCUUCCGGGCGCGGUCAAUGGGGCAAAGAAGGAAGAACGCGAUCCCAUCGGCAUUGACGACAUCGCCGAGAUCUGGGCAACCACGUUACGCACCUCGCGGACGAACAUCACGCCUGAAAACAGCUUCUUUGAUCUUGGUGGCCAUUCUUUGUCAUUAGCUGAGCUUGCCUCUAGACUAUCAAAAAGCUUUGGCUUCCGGGUUCCUGUCGCGCGGCUAGCAGACCCGCCCACGCUCAACGGCCACCUCGAGACAGUACGGGCCGUUCGUGACGGCCAAAUUGCGGCCGUACAGGCCGAUCUCCCAGCGGUGUUGAAGGCAGACAGCGUCCUCGACGAGGACAUCAAGGCCUCGGGCGCCACCAUGAAGUCGAUCAAGAAUGCGAGCACCGUGCUUUUGACUGGUUCGACGGGCUUUCUGGGUGCCUUCCUUCUCAACGAUCUGCUAGAAAGCACGACAGCCAAAAUCAUCUGCCUUGUUCGUGUCAACGACCCGAGCGAAGACGAUGUCCCGUCAGGCAUCGCGCGCAUUCGUCGCAAUAUGAUCGAUUUUGGGAUCUGGAAUGACUCAAUCAUGGACAGAAUGGAGGUAUUGCCCGCCAAUCUGUCUAGGAAACGGUUCGGCUUGGCACAAGAAGACUAUGAUGCUCUGGUCACCGAGAUGAAAUCGAAUGUCAUCGUCCACGCUGCAGCUGCGGUCAAUCUGGUGUACCCUUAUGCAGCUCUCAGGAAUGCCAAUGUUGGAGGCACUCGCGAGAUCCUCCGUCUGGCGUGCAAAGCUGGCGCGACUGUGCAAUAUGUCUCGACCAACGGUGUGCUGCCACCCUCUCAAGGCGGCUGGCCGGAAGAAGCUAUGCUCGGCAUUGAACAUGUUCCCACCAAGCUUGCCGAUGGCUAUGGUCAAUCGAAAUGGGUGGCUGAACAGCUUGUGGUUGAAGCUGGCCGGCGAGGUCUGCCUGUGCGCAUUCUUCGAGCUGGAACUAUCUCAGGUCAUAGCAACACGGGAGCUGCUAACGCUUGGGACUUGCUGAAUGCCUUGAUUGUAGAGUCCAUCCGCAUUGGACACUAUCCUGACGUGCCUGGCUGGAGAGCUGAGAUGACUCCUGUUGAUUUCGUGAGCAGAGCAAUCGUACAUCUCGCCACGCACACAGAUCCGAGUCAAACAGUCUUCCACCUCGGCGAUCCGGACCCAGUACCAUGUAGCCAGGUCUUCGAGGAUCUUGCCGAGCUAGGUUACCCUACCAAACCCAUGCCAUUCGACGCGUGGGUGGCUCUCUGGAACGAACAGCGAGCAUCUCACAAAGGCGGCGACGGAGCCUUCACAAUCGAUAUCCUGCGCUCCGGUAUGCCAUCAAUCGAAUUCCUUCGCGGAAUCGUCGUGCUUAAUAACACCAUGACGCGCCCCUUUCGCACGGCCGUGGCACGACCCAGAGUGGACAAAGUCCUCCUCGAGACCUACACUCGCCACUGGCACGCCCGCGGCUGGCUCCGCUCACCACCUUCUAUGUCCCUCUCGAAAGGCGGCUCAGCCAAGCAACCCCGCUUCGGGCCCCUCAGCGGCAACGUCGCAGCAGCCCUAGCCCACGAGGGCUGCCAUCUCGCCCUUGCUGCCCGCCGGGUCGACGCCCUCGAAGCAGUGAAGAAGCGUCUUGUCGUCCGAGAAGGCAAAGUCAUCAUCCGCAAGACAGACGUAACGUCCCGCAAAGACGUCGAAGCACUAGUCAAGGACGCCGAAAGCGAGCUCGGGCCCGUCGACAUUCUCGUCUCCUGCGCCGGAGUCAUGUACUUCACCAUGAUGAAGAACGUCGUCUCGACGAGCAUGCUCUCCCGCGGUUCGGGGCAUAUCGUCGCCAUCUCCUCCGACGCAGGCCGCAAAGUCUUCCCCGGACUAGGCGUGUACAGCGCCAGCAAAUUCUUCGUCGAGGCAACCCUGCAGAGCUUGCGGCUAGAGACCGCGGGGUCUGGGCUGAGGGUUACAAGUGUGCAGCCGGGGAACACGCAGACUGAUUUGUUGGGGAUGAGCAGUGAUCAGGAGGCGGUGAAGAAGUAUGGGGAGCCCAGUGGGGCGCAGAUACUGGAUCCGGCGGAUGUGGCGAAUGCGAUUGUGUAUGCGUUGAGGCAGCCCGGGCAUGUGGCUGUGAAUGAGGUGCUGAUUGAGCCGAGGGAUGAGCCCAUCUAA